UUUUGCGUGUAAGAGAGGCACAAAAUAUCAGGAGCACGAGUCGUUGCCUUGUCCCGGAUGGUGACCCUAAUAAAAAAAGGGGGCAGGGAGGGAAGAGGGCGUCGAAAGAUUUGGAAACGCGACAACGUCACGAGGGCCACCUCCUAAAAUGGACAACAAUUCAACAUCGCCAGAGAAAGUGGCGGGGAGGAGAGCGGAGGAAAGAUCCGUCACGUGUCACGUCCGGGUGUACCUCAUGAUGUGGCCACCAGUACAACAUCAACAACAGAGAGAGAGAGGAGAGAAGGAGAGAGAAGCGGGUGGGCGAGGAGGCGGGAAGAAACGGAGCAGCGGCUGCUUGCGAGCGCACAGCCCGCAGCAGAAAAGCACAAAGCGGAAAAGGAAGACGGAGGCAAAGAGGAAGACGUCCGAGCGCUUCGUCAAACGUCGACGCCCGCCGCCAUCUCGUCACUUUCGCCGGGGCGGGAAGUCGGAGCAUGCCGCUCCCGCCGCCAACAACCUUCUAGAAUGUUCACGCGCCGUUGCGGCGGCGCGGAGCUGCUGCUGGUCCUGUGCGGCCUGGACGCGUCGCUGCCGUGCCCGCGGCACUGCAUCUGCUACCCGUCGCCCAGCACCGUGUCGUGCCAGGCGCACGACUUCCGGGCGGUGCCCGACGGCAUCCCGCCGCACAGCCAGCGCAUCUUCCUGCAGAACAACAAGAUCGGCAGGCUGCUGCGCGGACACUUCCCGCCCGCCGCCGCCACGCUGUGGCUCUACUCCAACAACAUCUCCUACAUCCAGCCGUCCGCCUUCCGCGGCUUCCGGCGGCUGGAGGAGCUGGACCUGGGCGACAACCGCCGCCUGAAGGCGCUGGCCGCCGACACCUUCCGCGGCCUGGCCCGACUCCGCGCCUUGCACCUGUACCGCUGCGGCCUGCUCGGCCUGCCGCACGGCCUCUUCGCCGAGCUGCACAACCUCCGAUAUCUCUACCUGCAGGACAACCAGUUGGAGUUCCUGGAGGACGACCUGUUCAUCGACCUGCUGAACCUGAGCCACCUGUUCCUGCACGGCAACCGGCUGUCGAGCCUGCACCAGAACACCUUCCGGGGCCUGGGCGCCUUGGACCGCCUGCUCCUCCACCAGAACCGCAUCCGCCGGGUGGACCGGCGGGCCUUCCACGACCUGGGGCGGCUCACCACCCUCUACUUGUUCAACAACUCGCUCGCGGAGCUGUCGGCGGGGAGCCUGGCUCUCCUGCCGGCCCUCGAGUACCUUCGCCUCAACGACAACCCCUGGGAGUGCGACUGCGGGGCGCUGCCCCUUUGGGACUGGCUGCGGAGCUUCCGGGGCUCCACGUCUUCGCUGGUGUGCCUUUCGCCUCCGGAGAUGGCGGGGAAAGACCUGAAGUCGCUGAGCAAAGAGGAGAUGCCCACGUGUCUGACGGAGGAGGAGGAGGAAGGGGGCGGCACGGGGGGAGGGGCCGGCGGGGAGUCACCCAACCACCUGAAUCGUCCCAGGAGCCGCCACAACCGCCACCGGCGACCUUACCUGCCCCACGGCGACCAGCACAACCCGCCUCCGCCCUCGCCGCGACCGCCACGGGGCCGUGGCGGGAACUGCACCCGGCCGGGGCGCCGGGCCAAAGGGGGGGCCAACCAAGUGCCGCUUCUUCACGAGCCGAAGGAGAAAGACUUUGAGGGUAAAAAUGACGGCUCGAGCGCCGCCGGGAGAAAGAACAAGUGCGUGGCAAGAACUUGGGUAGGCCCCCCCAGCGGAGUCCAGAGAGCCACAAAUGCGGCAGCGCCUCCCCUCGCGGGGGCCUUUUUCUGGUCGGCGCUGCUCGCGUCAUUGCUAACUCUGCACUGACUCUUUUGGUUGUCAAGCUUCUGAAGGUUUUGCGAAAUGCCGCAAGACCGCCUGACCGCUUCGCCCUGGUCUUUUGGGAGUACGGUUCACGGUCUUGGCCAUCGGAUGCGGUCCUUGGUCUCCUGAGACCUCGCUUCUGUUGUCCGACUGCCAAAUCAUGCAAGCGCAAAGACGUUGCGUGCGUGUCGUACUCAAUGUUGGGAAGAAUCCCGAGAGGGCAAAAGGCCGGCCCGGAGCGGGCCACCUUCACCCGAGCGUGUCGCCCGAUGACGUCACCUCAUGCCACUUUUAUCUUCAUAUACGCAGCGCGUUCCCUUGCAUCAUCGCAACUUCACCUUCCGCCCAUGCCGCUUUCCUCCUUUCUGCCGCGUGCUCACAUCCAACGUUUCUGC
Molecule: messenger RNA, 2237 nt
Organism: Hippocampus comes (tiger tail seahorse)
Lineage: Eukaryota; Metazoa; Chordata; Actinopteri; Syngnathiformes; Syngnathidae
Gene: rtn4rl1a
Product: reticulon 4 receptor-like 1a
Exons: 4
Coding region: 508-1845 (445 amino acids)
Cellular component (GO): plasma membrane
Molecular function (GO): protein binding
Source: RefSeq, a predicted model, not a curated record